Molecule: messenger RNA, 471 nt
Organism: Dovyalis caffra
Lineage: Eukaryota; Viridiplantae; Streptophyta; Magnoliopsida; Malpighiales; Salicaceae
Source: the annotation of a GenBank genome assembly
AUGGAAAAGGUGAAGAGAAAUGUGAGUGAGAAAAUGAUGCUGCAAAAGCAGAUAAAGAAUAAGAAAGGCGAUGACAAAAAGAACAGGUUCUUGAUAAGUAUCAAUUUUCUUGGCAGUUCAGGGCCUAUAAGGUUUGUGGUUAAUGGGGAUGAUCUUGUUUCUGGGAUCAUUGACACUGCUCUGAAGAUUUAUGCUCGUGAAGACCGGCUACCAGUUCUUGGCUUCGAUGUCAAUAACUUCCUUCUCUACUGUGCAAAUGCAUCUUCAGAUGCGUUGGAUCCAUGGGAACCUAUAGGUUGUAAAGAGGGAAGGAAUUUUGUGCUGUGCAAGAAACAGUUGAAGACGCAAAUGACAGAAGUGAGGUCUGUGGAUCAGUCUGAUAUUUUUGUGCUUUUCUCUUGGGAAAUAAUGGAACAAGUUCACGAGGCAAGGGAUGUCUCUCGAGGCCUCAACCCUACCUUAGCUAGCUAG